Molecule: messenger RNA, 2399 nt
Organism: Rosa chinensis
Lineage: Eukaryota; Viridiplantae; Streptophyta; Magnoliopsida; Rosales; Rosaceae
Exons: 7
Coding region: 1511-1900 (129 amino acids)
Source: RefSeq, a predicted model, not a curated record
AUUUCGAGCAUUUUUCUCUCUCGUCUCUAGAACCCUCCUGAGCAGUUGUGACUCUUGGGUAUAUUUUUAUACCCAAAAGGUAAAUUUUUACGGGUAUGGGUACCCAUUCACUGAUUUUGGGUGGGUAUGGGUGUUUUAAAAAAAUACCCAUAAAAAAAGGGGUGGGUAUUCGUAUUACCCGUGGGUACCUAUAUUUGACCCAAUACCCAGAGUUUUUAGUUUUUGAAAAUCAAAUCCGGGCUACUCUCUCUCCCUCUCUUUAAAAACCAAAUCCGACGAAGACUCCGAUCGCUACAGUUGCCUCAAGGCUCUUAAGCACUUGGCGUCCGACUGAUAACAGUAGCAAUUUCAGUGACGAUUUCGAGUCUCUUCCGAUCUGACACCGGAUGACCACCAUGCCUUCCGAUUUGUUCUUGUUGGAUCUCGGAUUCGGGUUUGGCUCCGACGAACAAGCUCACAUUGAUUGGUAUUAAAGAAGUGAUUAUAGAUAAGAUGUGAAAUAGCUGGUUCUGUACAUGGAUUGUAAAGUGAAGGUGAAGGUGACGAUCAAGGUAAGAGAGAAAGAUCAAGGUGAGGGUGAUGAUCAAAACCUCCCUUGAGUUUGAUAAAUUGUAUGGGGUUUUGAGAUUGGGGAGUAGGAGAAAGGUGGAGCCGCCGUUGCCGUUGGAUAGAAGUUCGUCUGGAAAAGAAGGAUCAUGGCAUGAAAGGAUUUUCGUGCAAAUUAAAUUUCUGUGGGUAAUACCCAAUGGGUAGAAAUGCCAACUUUACAAUCAGCAGAGCUUGGCCAUAGGUCUUGAAGCCAAUUACCUUACCGUUCAUGGUACUGAAAGGAAAACUUGUUGGUGUUAUGGAGGAGUCUGAAGGUCGAUUGCUGCUGAGAUCGACAUAGGUCUGAUAAUACCCAUUUCAGCAAGGUCUACUUGAUGGCUUUUCAGACAUCUUGAUUUAUCCAAGCAUGAACUUUGAGCAUCCCAGUUCGAGUGAUUGCCGAUACACAGAGGUCCAAUCUGCUGAUCAGGACUUAACUGAACCACAACAGGAAGAGAGGGUCAGUUAUGGGGAAAAGCCGUGUUGGGAAAAGUUUUGCAGAAUUGACUGCGGAUGAUGUAGAAGGAAGAGAAUUCACCACUCUGGAUGAUGCCGAAAAUUGGUAUAGAAUGUAUGCAACUGCACUUGGUUUUAUUGCAAGAUUGCAGAGGGUUACUAGAGGGAUUGGAGGCAGGAUAACGAGGCGAAGAUUGGUUUGUAAUAAAGAAGGUAAAAGAGAAGCAAAGUGGCUGCAAAAAGAGGACCGUGUUCGUAAUGCUAAGCAAGAGACCCGAUGCAACUGCCUAGCAGCAUGCUGUAUCCAUUUCAAUAAGAAUAGUCAAACAUACAUUAUCACUGAAUUCAAAACCGAACACAAUCACGAUCUUGCCAUGCAUUCCAAUGGUUCGGUUACUAAUGCAGACAUGGACACUUCGGUGCAAGGCACACUUGUUCAGUCAGCACCUCUAGGGCAGAUGACUACAUGGUGAAAAGCAAUGGGGGGUUUGAGUUUGUGGGAGACACUGAGAAGGAUCUUUUCAACAAGAUAGAGGCAGAGCCAAGGGCCAAAUUGUUUAAUCAGGGGGAAGAAACUGCACCAAUAGUGGAGGUUAGUGCCGACACAGCGUCAACAUUACUUCAGCAGAUUGCUGGUCUGACAUCAAUAGCAACAGAGCAGUCGCUAAAGGCGCGUGACGAGAUUUUGCGCCUGAAGAGGGACAGUGAGCUGGCACUCAAGACAAAGGAAGCUGAAGCUGCGGUGCUGAAGGGGGAAUUAGCUGAGUGUCGGCGAGAGUUGGAAUUGGUGAAGUCGGCAGAUAAAUAUAGGUACAGAACCAUCGAAGAGGUUGGCGGGAAUUCUAAAAAGCAGUGAUUUAAAUCCAUUCGUGCAGAUUACAGAGGAUAACUACAAUAGGGGUCAAUCUCCAGAGGGUGGUGCUGAUAUUCAACUUUGAUGCUCACUGGGUGGGUGGAAAAGUGGCUUUGCCCCAGACAAAGAUAUGGAAUUUGAUUCAAGUAAGCGUAAGAGGCGAUAACGACUUGCAAACAGACAAUAUUACCGAUAAUGACGAGGUUGGCUUCCGAGCAAAGUUAACUAGUUGGGUGUGGUGCUGUGGAAGGAUGGCCUGCCGGACCCAGUAGAAAUUGAGGGAAGGGCAAAUACUUGGAAGGCAAAAACUGGCUAGACCGUCUGUUCCCUUGUCUUGUGUCCUAAACUUAAAUUGUAAUGCUUGCAGAUACUUCUACUCUUGGACUAACAGGAUGAGGGGCCUUAAUACCUUAUCAACCUGUUUAAUUCAAUGGUAACCUUGUACUUAUUCAUACACCUUGCAAAGACUAUAUCAGUUGAAAUCUGUUACUGGUUUGGCUCA